AUGACUUGGCUAGAAACGAUCGCUAGCAACGUUCUUCGUAAUAUCGUGUUUCAAGAUAUACCAUCGAACACAGUUCAAGAAGUUGAGCCGAAAAAUUACAGUAAUCGACAUAUUGAAUGUCGCGAGGAUGGCAUCGUACUUUAUGGCCCAGCAGAAAAAAAUAAAAAGAAGUUUGAAGUUGUGCUUCACAGGCCUUGUACAGAAACAUUGCAUCAGGCGUAUAGUUUGUAUAGAUCAGAAGAUAGAGCAGAUGCUGAAACACAUUUUAUUGUGUACAAAGACAAGGUUCCGGUACUUGUUCAAAUUUGCCGCGAGAUGUGUAGCGUGGGUAAGAUACAAAAAUUAUGCGAUACUUUAAUGGAACAUCCAACAUGGACGCUGGCACAUUUGGCAGCUCAUUUUGCUCUUUACAAUGCUUUUGCCCAUUCUGAUGUAAAUAGUCAGUUAAACAGCGGAGAUAUAGAAACAGGUGUAUCACCUUUGCAAGUUGCGGUACAAACAAAUAACUUACGCACAGUACAAAUGUUGAUAGAAGCUAAAAGUUCGUUGGAGCAUCUGGAUUAUGAAGCCAAUACUGUCUAUCAUUAUGCAGCCAACUCUACUAAAGAAAUAAUUUUAGCCCUUGGAGGUGACCUUCCAAAUAGUCUAAAUAGUCGUAAUAAUAACGGGCAUACACCAAUACACGUCGCUUGUUUGAAUAAUAAGCCCGAGUGCGUCACAGCUCUUCUUUUAAUCGGAGCGGAUGUGAACAUUCCAGCUUCUGAGGGGCAACCUAGUAGCCCUAGUUACGUAGGCGAUCUUCUUCACAGUAAACAAAAUGCACUCCACGCGGAGGAUAUGAAAUUUGGUGGUACGCCGUUGCAUUGGUCACUGAGCAGAGAGGUGAUUAAUGCUCUAAUAGACAGUAAUUGUGAUAUAGAUGCUGUAAACUUUGAUGGUCGUACAGCGUUGCACAUUAUGGCAUUGAGAAAACGAUUGCCGUGCGUAGCGGCAUUAUUAAGUCACAUGUGUUCUGUAAAUAUCGAAGACAAGGAUGGCAAUACUCCAUUGCAUUUGGCAGUUUCCAGUGGCACAGCUGCCAUAGUACAAAUACUGAUAGGUUUUGGCGCGGAUGUUGAUGCCAGGAAUUGGAAGUCAGAAACGCCACGGCAUUGCGUGAAUGUCGAUAGCAACGAGGGCCAGAAAAUUCUGUAUGUUCUAGAUUCGGUGGGCGCUCAACGUUGUCCACGGGUAAUGUUAAAUUGCCACAUAGGCUGCAAGUUUAACGAAACAUAUAAUGGUAUCGCACCGCAGCAACCACCGACGGCUGUACCUCGUACGGUAUUGGAUCAAAUGCUGCACGUUUCUGGGAUGGAUAAGAUGGCUAUGCAAGAAAACCAGAAAAUAAAAGGCGGUCGACUUCUUUGCCUGGAUGGAGGAGGGAUUCGUGGUUUGGUUCUUAUACAGAUGUUAUUGGAGAUUGAGUCGAUCUUGGAGAAACCUAUCGUAGAGUGCUUCGACUGGAUUGCAGGCACAUCUACAGGUGGAAUUUUAGCUCUUGGCCUAGCGGCUGGCAAAUCUCUGCGAGAAUGUCAGGGGCUGUACUUCCUCAUUAAAGAGGAAGCUUUUAUCGGUACACGUCCAUAUAGCAACGAAGGCUUGGAAAAAGUAUUGAAAGAUUGUCUAGGUGCUAAUACGGUUAUGUCGGAUAUUAAAAAACCCAAAAUAAUGAUUACCGCUGUAUUAGCCGAUAAAAAGCCUGUCGAUCUUUACUUGUUUCGUAAUUACGACGCACCUAGUGUAUUACUCGAACUUCCAGAGAGCUCUGUCUCCUUGCCGCCGAGCAAACAAUUGCUUUGGCAUGCGGCAAGAGCAACUGGGGCAGCUCCGUCUUAUUUCCGAGCGUUCGGCAAAUUUCUCGACGGUGGAUUGAUAGCAAAUAACCCGACUUUGGAUGCAAUGACUGAAAUUCACGAAUAUAAUCUUGCUUUGAAAGCUAUUGGACGCGAGCAGGAAGUGAUUCCCUUGUCUUUGGUCGUUUCUCUUGGCACUGGCUUGAUACCUACUAGUCCAUUGAAAGAAAUCGAUGUAUUUCGGCCAGAAAGUUUAUGGGACACUGCAAAGUUAGCGAUGGGAAUGUCGGUCCUCGCGGUAUUAUUGGUGGAUCAAGCAACAGCAAGCGACGGAAGGGUUAUCGAUCGUGCCAGAAAUUGGUGUUCCAUGAUCGGAGUGCCUUACUAUAGAUUCAAUCCGCAACUAUCGCAGGACAUCGCUAUGGAUGAGAAAAGUGACGAAGUAUUGGCUGAAAUGAUAUGGACUACUAAAGCGUUCAUGCGUGCCAAUAGGGACCAAAUAAACGAAUUAGCUGCUGUGAUAAACCGUGAUAUUUAUAACGACUUCUAAGUUGGUGCAGCGUGAGAGUAAUAUGUAUGAGAGUUGCUGAUUUCUUUGUGAACAUGUGAGGUAUGAUUGAACUGCAUCUAUUCAAAAGUAUAAAUCUUCCUUAUUCUU
Frieseomelitta varia is the source of this 2490-nucleotide messenger RNA. RefSeq names its product 85/88 kDa calcium-independent phospholipase A2 (gene iPLA2-VIA). Gene Ontology annotation, molecular function: protein binding. Gene Ontology annotation, cellular component: mitochondrion. The coding region runs from base 1 to 2382 and encodes 793 amino acids. The record is from RefSeq and is a predicted model, not a curated record. The transcript is spliced from 3 exons. NCBI's taxonomy places the organism in Eukaryota, Metazoa, Arthropoda, Insecta, Hymenoptera, Apidae. Gene Ontology annotation, biological process: positive regulation of ceramide biosynthetic process; lipid metabolic process.